Messenger RNA from Chiloscyllium plagiosum (whitespotted bambooshark), 885 nucleotides. NCBI's taxonomy places the organism in Eukaryota, Metazoa, Chordata, Chondrichthyes, Orectolobiformes, Hemiscylliidae. The record is from RefSeq and is a predicted model, not a curated record.
AACUCGGAUGCACACACACAGAGAGAGAGAGAGAGAGUUACUGAGUGCAGUGAUAACUUGUCUGUAUUUCUGUGGCUGGCUUUUUUUUUCCCCCCCCCGAGUGCAGAGAUUGCAAUGCACUUCCACCGCCCCCCAGGCGCUGAGAGUUUCCUCCGGGCCCCCAGCCCCAUCCAGCAGCCCACCCGCUUCUACAUCGAGGACAUUCUGAGCCGUGAUGCCGCCGGGGGCUCACAGAGCCGGGCCGUCUCCUGCAGCCCGUUCCCGGCUGUGGUACCGCCACCGCCGCUGCCGCUCGCCAGCUUCAGGGCAGCAGUGUACCAGCGAGCUGGCCAAGUUGCUCUAUCCCCACCUUUGUACCGGGCGCCAGUGCUCCCACAACAUCUGGCUCCCAUCUACCAGCCGACUGCUGCCGAGUUCCAGCACCCCAUCUACAGACCUCUCCCCCUGGAUAAGGAUUAUUUUUGGAAUGUGUUUACCCAGCGUUCGUCCCACAAAAGAAAAGGGGGUCAGGUGCGAUUUUCCAAUGAUCAGACCGUGGAGUUGGAGAAAAAGUUUGAGAUCCAGAAAUACCUUUCACCGCCAGAGCGGAAGUGCCUGGCCAGAUCCCUGCAGCUCAGCGAGAGGCAGGUGAAAACAUGGUUCCAGAACAGGAGAGCAAAAUGGCGAAGACUAAAACAGGUACAAAGCGUUGGCUUUCCCCCACUUUGAUUGGGCAGAUGUGUCAUUGGGUCCUGCAUUGAUAAAUGGACUAUUCCUGUUGUCUCAUUAACCCAAACAUUCAGCUUCUGAAUUUACCAGGCAAAAUGACCCAGAGACAGGGAACAAACCAGUGUUACUGAAACAGAGAGCUAAAUAAAUGGAGAACAACUCUGGAACUCCAAGGUU